AUGGCUUCCCCCUCUUCAAGCCGCUAUGCCUCCUCAUCACUCGCCGCAGCUUGCCUCCUCCUCCUCGCACUCUUCUCUGCCAACUUCGAACCAACAGAAGCACAAGUCGGAGCUUGCUACGGAAUGAUGGGCAACAACCUUCCCCCACCAGCCGAGGUGGUCCAGCUCUACCAGCAGAACAACAUCUGGAGGAUGAGGCUCUACGACCCGAACCGCGAUGCGCUUGCAGCGCUUCGCGAUUCGGGCAUCGAGGUCAUCCUGGGGGUCCCGAACUCGGACCUCCAGCACCUCAACAACUGGGGCGACGCACUGUGGUGGGUGCAGCAAUACGUCCAGAACUUCUACCCCGCCGUCAAGAUCAAGUACAUCGCCGUCGGUAACGAGGUGAGCCCGAUGUACAACGCUGCCCUCGCCUCCGCCGUGCUCCCCGCGAUGCGGAACAUCUACAACGCGCUCGUCUCGAUGGGCCUUCACGAGCAGGUAGAGAUGACAGUUAAGGUCUCGACGGCGAUCGACAUGACGCUGCUGGGGAACUCGUACCCGCCUUCCGCCGGCGCGUUCCGCGACGACAUAAGGUGGUUCGUGGACCCGAUCGUCGGGUUCCUGAGCAGCGUCAACGCGCCGCUCCUCGCCAACAUCUACACCUACUUCAGCUACCGCGACAACCCGGGGUCCAUCUCGCUCCCCUACGCGCUCAUGAGCUCGCAGUCCGUCUCCGUGUGGGACAACGGGCUCGGGUACACGAACCUGUUCGACGCGAUGCUCGAUGCGACCUACUCGGCCGUGGAGCGCGUGGGAGGGUGGAACGUCGACGUGGUGGUGUCGGAGAGCGGGUGGCCGUCCGGCGGGGCAGGGGAGGCGACGACGAUGGACAACGCGCGCGCGUACGUGAACAACUUGGUCGCGCACGUGAAGGGAGGGAGCCCCAAGAAGCCGAACAAGUUUAUCGAGACGUAUUUUUUCGCCAUGUUUGAUGAGAAUCAGAAGGAUCCAGAGCUGGAGAAGAAUUUUGGAUUGUUCUAUCCGUGGAAGCAGUCUAAGUAUAACGUGUAUUAUGGUGCGACUAGGGAUUGGAAUGUGGUUCCAGGCAGUGAAUUGAGUAACGCAACUAGUUCGUUGGUGAGUGCUACGUAG
This is a messenger RNA of Linum tenue, 1134 nucleotides long. The record is from the annotation of a GenBank genome assembly. Lineage: Eukaryota; Viridiplantae; Streptophyta; Magnoliopsida; Malpighiales; Linaceae.